Molecule: messenger RNA, 3783 nt
Organism: Esox lucius (northern pike)
Lineage: Eukaryota; Metazoa; Chordata; Actinopteri; Esociformes; Esocidae
Gene: hnrnpul1l
Product: heterogeneous nuclear ribonucleoprotein U-like 1 like
Exons: 16
Coding region: 189-2888 (899 amino acids)
Molecular function (GO): protein binding
Source: RefSeq, a predicted model, not a curated record
AUUCCCGGAAGUCUCGCGUUGUUGAGCCUCUGGACCAAGCAUUUCGCUAACUACAGAACCGUCCAUUUUGUUUCUGUUCUGUUGAGUUAGUUGGUCGUUGCAUGAAUCUCAAGCAAGGAAAUUAUAGGGGUGAGGAAAGAGGUCAGUAACGCUUGGGAUUUCUGAUCACAGAAGGAGCUGCAUGAAAGAUGAGUGAAAUCAAUGUGAAGAAACUCAAAGUCAACGAGCUGAAGGAGGAACUUCAGCUGCGAGGCCUGGAUACCCGUGGUCUGAAGGCGGAUCUUGUCUUGAGGUUGCAGUCGGCACUUGAGGCCGAGGCUGCAGGUGAAGGGGACGGGCAGCCGACAGCGGAAGUUGGGGAAGAGGCUGUUGGUCAACACGAUAUUGGCGGAGACGCUGGAGAUGGCGAUGACUGCUCAGAUGAAGUUGACGAUGAUCAGGAUGAAGAACACGAUAAGAACGAUGGAAUACAGUUUGUCACGAAGGCUGAAGCAGAACAAUUUGAUGAGGAGCAGGAUGAAGACAGUCGUGAUGAGUCACUGAACCCUGCAAUGGAAGGUGUUGUGGCUGAUUUAACAGAAAAUGUGAUGGAGCCGCAGAUUCCGCAGGAGUCUGUCAAAGUAAGAGCGUCACAGUUGUCCAUGUCAGAGCCACAAGUGCUAGAACCAGAGACGGAAGAUCCUGAGCCAGUGCAACCAGAACCUGUGAAACUAGAGCCACUGGAGUCUGCAACAAUCGAGCCUGAAGCAAAGCCUGCGGAGAUGCCUGCAAUUAAGUCAGAUGAGUUGAAAGAGGAGGAUGAACCCCUGCAGCCGAGGUUGAAGAACGAGGAACAGCAGCAGCCUAAGGCACCUCUUCCAGAGCCGGCCAACGAAUGGGAAGCCAUGGAAGCGGAGCAGGUGUCCCAUUCCAAGACUGAGGAUGAGCGAUCCAGCCGCAAGAGGCCACACGACGAAGGCCGAGGCUAUGGAUACUAUGAGCAUCGGGAGGAUAAAAGGGCACGUUCUCCCCAGCCCCCGGCAGAGGAAGAAGAAGAAGACUUUGAUGAUAGUCUUGUGGCUAUCGACACCUAUAACUGCGAUCUGCACUUCAAGGUAUCACGCGACCGGUAUAGUGGAUACCCGCUCACGAUUGAAGGAUUCGCGUACCUGUGGUCAGGUGCACGUGCUUCAUAUGGUGUUAACAAAGGCCGUGUCUGCUUUGAAGUGAAGAUCAAUGAGGAGAUCUGUGUGAAGCACCUUCCCAGCAGCGAGCCUGAUCCCCACGUAGUGCGUGUAGGCUGGUCCCUGGACACAUGCAACACACAGCUCGGUGAAGAAGCAUUCUCUUAUGGCUAUGGUGGAACUGGCAAGAAAUCUUCAAAUAGUAAAUUUGAGGAUUACGGGGAAAAGUUCAGUGAAAACGAUGUUAUUGGAUGCUACAUCAACUUCGAUAGCGCUAAGGAAGUGGAGAUGGCAUUCUCAAAGAAUGGCAAGUGGCUGGAUGUGGGUUUCCGUGUGUCACAUGAAGAGUUAGCUGAUAGGCCACUCUUCCCCCACGUUCUUGUAAAGAACUGUGCCAUUGAAUUCAACUUCGGCCAGAAAGAGGAGCCUUUCUUCCCCCUUCCUGAGGGAUACACCUUCCUUCAGAACGUCCCUCUAGAGAACAGGAUAAGGGGAACCAUAGGGCCUGCUACCAAGGCUGAUUGUGAGCUCUUGAUGAUGGUUGGGCUGCCUGCGUCAGGGAAAACCACAUGGGCCGUGAAGCACUCCGAGGAGCACCCUACAAAAAAAUUCAACAUCCUGGGCACCAAUGCCAUAAUGGAGAAGAUGAAGGUUAUGGGCCUGCGUCGUCAGAAGAACUAUGCAGGCCGCUGGGAUGUCCUGAUCCAGCAAGCCACCCAGUGUCUGAAUAGGCUGAUCCAGAUUGCUGCCCGCAAGAAGCGGAACUACAUCCUGGAUCAGACAAAUGUUUAUGGAUCAGCCCAGAGACGAAAAAUGCGUCCUUUUGAAGGGUUUCAACGCAAGGCUAUUGUAAUUUGUCCCACGGACGAGGAUUUAAAAGAGCGAACGUUAAAGCGAACUGAUGAGGAAGGGAAGGAUGUGCCCGAUCAUGCUGUAUUAGAAAUGAAAGCCAACUUUGUACUCCCAGAAGCCGGUGAGUUUCUUGAUGCGGUCACCUUCAUCGAGCUGCAGCGAGAAGAGGCUGACGCCCUGAUAAAGCAGUACAACGAAGAGGGCCGCAAGGCCGGUCCACCCCCAGACAAACGCUUCGACAACCGCCAGGGAGGUUUCCGUGGUCGUGGUGCACCGUUCCAGCGCUAUGACAACCGGGGUGGCUCCCAAGGAGGACGUGGGGGAUAUCAGAGUCGGGGUGGACCCCAAGGAGGCAACUUCAGAGGAGGGUUUAACCGUGGAGGCUUCCAGCACAACCGCUGGGGGGGUAACCGGGAUGGUGCGUCGGGAGGACAGCGCGGCUACAACCGCAGCCAGCCAACCGGAGGGAACUACAGUCAGCACCGCCAGGGACAGUAUAACAAGGGGUCGACUGGGAGUUACAGCCAAGGACAGCCACAGACAUACAACCAGGGCUACAAUCAAAGCUACAAUCAAAGCUACAAUCAGGGCAACUACAACCAGGCUUACAACUACGGCAGCUACAACCAGUACCCAGGCUACAGCCAGAGCUACAGCCAAACUCCUGCGGCUCCUGUCGCCGCCGCCGCUGCACCAGCCGCCACUGGACAGACUUACAACCAGCAGCAGCAGAACUACAACCAGCAGUAUCAACAGUAUGCACAGCAGUGGCAGCAGUAUUACCAGAACCAGAGCCAAUGGAAUCAGUACUACAACCAAUACGGCAACUAUGGCAACUACAGCCAGGGUUCCCAAGGUUCUCAGGGCACAUAGUAGGUUCAGCUGUACGAAUGAGGCGGAUCGUAUUCCCUCGGCAUCAUUCCAUUGCUUAUCCUGCCUGCACCUCAGCCUUUUUUCCACAUACAUCGUCUCCUUCAUGAUUUUCCUUUUCUGAUAGCUUACAUUUCAUGGUUUGUUUUAAGGGUCUAGUGAUUUUUCAUCCCUACCUUUGUUCAUGCCACUCCACACAAUUAACAUUUGUUUUUGCAUCAGGCCCUGCAAUCUUUUUAGAAACGUGCGUCGUCUUUUUCUUGCUGGCUGUAGACACUGGCCAUUUGAAAUGAGUAACAGUAGGUUAACAUGCACAUGUAGUACACUUUUCAGUGUUGUGCAGUGAAUGUUUUUAGAGCUCAUAAAAGGUAGUUGGGAUUUGCUUGUGUACAUUUCAAUAUGUUUUUAAGAGAGAUGGAAGAUUGUUGGAAAAAAUAGUUUUGUUAAUACUUAAUGUUUUUAGGUAUAGAUUUUGGAUCAGAUAACCAUACAUUUGAAAGAAAUUGGAAAAGUGUGGGCUAAUUCAUAUUUUUUUAAAAUUGUAAACCUUGAAUAGUUCUUGUUUUGAUUUAAUCCAUGAAUAUUUUGCUCAUAUUUAUUGAAAUUGCAGUCCUGAAGACAUUUUGAUUACUUUUUUCUAUAACCUGUAUAAAGAGAAAGUGAUUGUAAUGCAAUUUACCAACAUUUGUUUUACACCAUUUAAAACAAUGUAACUGCAGUGCUCAUGUUGUCCCCUACAAGUUGUUUUUCCAAUCUUGUGAUCAUUAACUAGUUUCAGGUGUGGUUGUAAAACGUUUUUAUACCGUAUACCAUGUAUGUAAAACAGUAUUUGCAUGUGGUUCUGUGUUAAAUCAAAAUGUACUCUUUUUGUAUUUGAGAAUAUAAUCUUAAAAUUCUU